GCCCCACCGCUCUUUGCUUGUUCCAUCAUCAUCACUCGCUGUUUCUUCUUCCUCUUACUCUCCAGCUCUCUAGUCACGCUUCAAUAAUCCUCCAGCCCUUUCCAACCGCACUCUCAACGUUCUCCCUCCUCCCAAUUCCCCCAGGUUUCCUGACGUUACGCUUUACCGUCACAACUCCGAGCCAUCCCGCACCACCUAGCACUCACACCUUCCUCGGUGGCUACAAUGUCCAACCUCACCCAGCGCGCCGGCAAGGGCGCCUCCAACUUGGAAGUCAAGAUGGAGGAGAAGCGCAAGGAGCUUCAGCAGUACAAGGAUGACGACGGACACUUCUCUCUGGUCCGCAACUUCCGCCUCGCAGACUUGAUCACAAUCAUGAACGGUGUCUGCGGCACACUCAGUAUCAUGAGCAGCGCACGCUACCUGAUUCUUUCGUCCAACCUGCCCGGCCCGCCCAGCGAGGAGGCCUACAAGUGGCUGUACUUUGCCCUCGUCCUCCCCAUGGCCGGCUUCGGCUUUGACGCUCUGGACGGCAAGGUCGCGCGCUGGCGUGGUGGCGGCUCCCUUCUUGGUCAGGAAAUGGACUCGCUCGCUGACCUUGUGAGCUUUGGCGUGGCGCCUGCCACGCUGGCCUUUACGCUUGGCCUUCGCACGCCGCUCGACAUGCUCUGCCUCCUUCUCUUUGUCUCUGGUGGCCUGGCCCGCCUUGCCCGCUUCAACGCUACCGUCGCCCUUCUCCCCGCCGACGCCAGCGGCAAGUCCAAGUACUUUGAGGGCCUGCCGAUUCCGUCCUCGUUGUUCCUUACCGCCAGCAUGGCCGCGUGCGUCCGCCAGGGCUUCUUCGCGCUCGGCAAGCACACUGACGUCCCUCUCGGCGUCGUACGGCUGUGGGGCGACGGCCUCAAGGGAAACGGCGACGGCGAUGUGCACGUUGCGGCUAUUGUGUUUGCCCUCUGGGCCGCCGCCAUGGUCUCCAAGACGCUUCGAGUCCCCAAGUUGUAGACGCAAUGCAUUCGUAGAAGCCGAGCCGAGCCGAGUCGAACCUGUAGACACGUAGAGGGGCUACUGACGUGUAUCUGAAGCCUUCACUCAACAUGUAGCUUCUCGUCUUUGGGUG
Molecule: messenger RNA, 1117 nt
Organism: Cutaneotrichosporon oleaginosum
Lineage: Eukaryota; Fungi; Basidiomycota; Tremellomycetes; Trichosporonales; Trichosporonaceae
Biological process (GO): phospholipid biosynthetic process
Cellular component (GO): membrane
Molecular function (GO): phosphotransferase activity, for other substituted phosphate groups
Source: RefSeq, a predicted model, not a curated record